Molecule: messenger RNA, 1195 nt
Organism: Alternaria alternata
Lineage: Eukaryota; Fungi; Ascomycota; Dothideomycetes; Pleosporales; Pleosporaceae
Product: ClpP/crotonase
Exons: 2
Coding region: 233-1114 (293 amino acids)
Biological process (GO): fatty acid beta-oxidation
Molecular function (GO): enoyl-CoA hydratase activity
Source: RefSeq, a predicted model, not a curated record
AGAAGUACCGCCGGCCGGACUGGAGGCAGUUCUUGAUCAAUCGUGGCAAAAGAGCAUCAACACUCACGAAAUGAGAUGGAAAGUUACGAAAAAAGGGGUGAAUGAGGCAAAGUUGUAGAUGUGGACUUGAAAUACAUAAUGAUAUCUGAGGUGAGCACAUGAAAUAGUGGCACAUCAACAGUUUACAGUCGCUCGCCUCGCCUCAGAGAUCGCCUACUACACAACCUCCAGAAUGAACUUUUCGUGGCAGUCCAUCUGCCUCACGGCAUUCGGCAUUUUCUCAGCAGCUCGCGCGCUGGAGUUACCGGAAUACGCUGGGUUGAAGACAUCGCUGAACAACAGCAUACUCGAAGUCACUCUUCAUAACUCAAAGUCGCUUCACAACCUCUGGGAUCAAGACACGCAGGAUGGAUUGACUGAUCUCGUCGGAAGGCUCCAGAAAGACAACGAAACCAAGGUUGUCAUCUUCAAGAGCGAUGUUCCCCGAUACUUCAUGGGUCAUCUUGACUUGACAUUGCCCAACCUUCCUGAAGUUGUUCCCGCUUUCAGCAGGCUCAUAUAUAAUAUCUCGCAGCUUCCCCAGGUUACGAUUGGCGCAGUGGAAGGUAGAGCGCGAGGUGCUGGAAACGAGCUUCUCGUUUCACUUGACAUGAGAUUCGCGGUCAAGAACGACACUCUAUUCGGACAGCCAGAAGUUGGCAGUGGUACCAUUCCUGGAGGCGGCGGAUCUCAGUUCCUUCCGGGGUUGAUCGGCCGUGGACUGGCCAUGGAAUACAUCCUUAGCGCUAACGACAUCAACGCCGUAGAUGCGGAGAGAAUUGGCUGGAUCAACAAGGCUUUCGAUUCUUCAGCAGAGAUGUACAAGUACAUCGACGGACUCACCACGCGUUUCGCUUUGUUUCCACAAGGAGGAUUAUCAGCCGGUAAGACUGCGAUCAAUCGUCGUACCACGCCAACGCUCGAAGACCUUCAAGGAGAUGUGAGCUUGUUUCUCGAACGUAUCGAAGAUCCUAUCGUUCAAGAGUUGACGGCCAAAGGAUCAGCUGGAAACGAAACAUCGGCUUUCGAAUUAGAGCUCAACCUUGGAGAAAAUAUCUUGACCCUGUACCAGUAGAGGAGCGGAACGGUGGCCCGAUUUGAGUGGCCCGAGGGUAGUGCAAAAGGAGUAUUUGGUUACAGUGAAUCCCACUGAGCG